Ostreobium quekettii is the source of this 1104-nucleotide messenger RNA. Lineage: Eukaryota; Viridiplantae; Chlorophyta; Ulvophyceae; Bryopsidales; Ostreobiaceae. The record is from the annotation of a GenBank genome assembly.
AUGGAGUCGUCUAACCGGCUCUCGGCGGGAAGCAAUCUGACCCCGGAUGCGGGGAACUGCGCGGCGAACACGGCGAUCAUCGACAAGUCGAGAGCCCCAGGCGGGUGCGAGUUUGGCGGCCACGGGCGUGGUGUCCGGGGAUCGCAAUCGCAUUCGGAGCCGCCCUGGGACGCCAUGCUCCGAUUCUGGGACCCGUCGCUGGAGGCCGACUUUUGGGCUUCCCGGUGCACGGGAACGCGCCUGGUGUUCGACCUGGUGCUGAUGGCCCAGGUCCUGUUCGGAACCUGCGCCAUGUGGUUCAUGGCAUCCAGGACCAGCUGGUCGAGUGCCCUGCUGCAUGCGGAUAUGGCCUUCACCAUCGCCCUCAGGGCCGGGGCGCUGCUGCUGGCCUGGCGCCACCGUGCGGAAUACCUCUCCAACCGCUCCUUCAUAGUGGCCUUCCUGCGCCUGCAGAGCCUGGUGUACGCCUGCCGGAUGCUGUCAGUCCUCCCGCCGGAGGGCGACACCGCCGAGGCUGUGUUUGGGCACAUGGUUCAGAAGACCAUCGUCCUGCCCAACGCCGUCAUCUCCCUGGGCAUGAUGCUGCCCCUGAGGGAGCACCUCUUCGUGCAGGGCCUGGGAUGCCUGGUGUCGAUCUUUUGGGUGACGGGCAUGCACUGCCGCAGCUGGGUGGACGCGGGUGAAGGGCGGGACGCUAUUCGAAAUGCCUUUGGCGUCAUCGGGGAGACCAUUGAGUGGUGGGUGGACCGCGCCACCCUGAUCGGCCUGCCAGGAUCUUUCAGGAAUGGCGGGUCCACCUCUGGCGAGCAGCCCUCCUGUUGGUUAGUCAUGGGGUCAGUGCAGGUGGUCGGCGUGCUUGUGAUCCCAACGAUGUUGGUGUAUGCUGUGGAGGUCUCCUUGCGAUUGAAAUUCAUAUUGGACCGCACAGCCGAUGACUGUGAGCGUGAGUCCUAUGUCAAGGCGUGGAUCGGCUCCAUGGUGGUUAUGGUAUGGUGUGGUAUUGUAAUGUCCAUGGUGGGCUGGUCUGGCCUGCAGGCCAUGGAGGAACUCUGGCAGCAGGCUGGAUGGGUGGGAUUGUUUCAAGAGGGGAGCUUUGCAUGCUGA